CCGGCAAAGAUCAAGUAGAUGGAAGAGGAGGCAAUUCACGGUUGAUUCAAACAUUCUGCUCAAGAAAUGGUCAGAUUCGGCCCCCCAUUUCUUGAUUUCUUCUCUCAAACGCCCCGAAAACGCGUUCCGUCAUCUCUCAAUUCCUCAAAUUCUUCCGUGAUGCAGAGAUUCAAUUUCCCUUUCCAUGUCCUAAUUCCGGGGAUCGCGUGAUUAGUUUCUUGCACAUUCUUGUCGUCGUCGCCGCUGCUUCAUAAUGAACGACUUCGACGGCCUGCUCGCCGCCGAUUUCGGCCUCAAAUCGCAGAUCAAGUCGGCCCCAAUGUCCGCCUCCAAGCCUUCUUCCAAUUCUCGACCCUUUCCCGUUGACCCAGAUCCUGUUUUGAGCUUUAGGGGCGCUCAAAGAUCGGAGAAGUUCGACAAUUAUGGUGGGUUCGACCAUACGAAGCAACCCAGGAAGCCCGAUUCCGGUUCCGUGCCCAUUUCGGGCUCGAAGUCGUCUUCGAGCUUGCCGCUUUACGAUAAGCCCGUUUAUGAUGGAGAUAAUGAUGUGCUGGAUCGCGUGCUCGGAUCGAGGAGCUCUUCUAGCGGGAGUGGCAGUGGCCACUGUGACGAUCUUUUAGCUGGAGUUGGGAAGAAAGACGACGGUUCUAAGAGUAAAGCUGCGAAGAACGGCGAUAUGGGUAUGCAGCAUUUCGAUGGUUUGAUGCCUGGAUUUGGUAGGAAGGCUUCUCCGAUUGGAAGACCAAAUCCUGAGUCAAGUUGGUCAUCUAGGCCUAGGGCUCACACUAGUAAAAUGACAGAAGACCCCUUUGUGGUAUUGGGAUCUACCUCACCCCAUGUUGCCUCAUCUUCUAAUAAGACAGGUAAAGCUGGAAGCACGGCAGCUGAUGGUUCAUCUGCUUCCGCCGGCGAAAUCCAAGAUGAUUUGGAAAUUCUUAAUAGUAUUAGAAAAUCUGCACCAUCCUUUUCAUUCAAUAAGAAUGACCAGUCAAGGAGGGAAAUGAAUGUGGACAAUGGCAGCAAAUUUCAACAUACAUCUUUUGACAUGGCUUCAGGCUUGAACAACUCCCGCAAAUCUACUGGUCAGACUGCUUCUUCACCAAUAUAUGGCAGGGGCAGUACGCAUGACACAAAGACCCAGGGCGAUACUUCCCCUUGGUCUGAGCGGAAUGCGGGAUCAUCUGAUGAAGUUUGGCUCACUGUGUCCGAGAUUCCUCUUUUUACACAACCAACAACUACGCCUCCACCAUCUAGACCCCCGCCCCCUCCACCAGCCCGAAUUCCAAAGGCAGGAAGUAGAUUAUUUGGAUUAAAAAGUGCAAAGAAGAAGAUCAAUGAAUCCUCUUCAUUCCCAAAUCCCGCUCAACGCUACCACAGUCCAAAGUCAAACCCUUCAAUGACCAAGGUCUCGUCUCCAUCAGCUGUGGAUGAACUUGAAAAGUUUGCCAGGGACAGUAGCCCUAAUAGUCCCGAUGAUCUCGUAAAUGGUCUUUCUAGGGAGGAACAGGCUAGGAAUUCAGAGGUAGCUGCGUCAUCUGCAGCUAUGAAAGCGGCUAUGGAUAGAGCUGAGGUAAAGUUCAGGCAUGCGAAGGAAGUAAGGGGUAGAGAGAGUACUAAAGCUGCCAGAAGUAAAGAUGCACAGCUGGAAAAGGAUGAGAAUGUACAUGACUCUCAAGAGCAAGCUUUCAAAGAAAAACAAAGGGAAGAGGAAGAGAGGGAGCAAAGGAGACUUGAAAAGGAGAGAGAGAGAGCUAGAGAGAUUGAGAGGGAAAGGGCUCGACAAGCUGUGGAAAGGGCUACAAGGGAAGCUCGUGAGAGAGCAGCUGUUGAGGCUCGCCUUAGAGCUGAAAGGGCUGCUCUUGAGAAAGCUAAUGCUGAAGUCAGAGAACGAGCAGAACGGGCUGCUGUCCAGAGAGCACAAGCAGAAGCCCGUGAAAGGGCUGCUAAUGAGGCCAAGGAAAGAGCUGAGAAGGCUGCUGCUGAAGCAAGGGAGAGAGAAGCACGCGAGAAGGCUGCAGAAGCUCAGAUAAGAGCGGAAAGAGCAGCUGUAGAAAGGGCCGCUGCAGAUGUUAGGCAAAGGGCUACUACAGAGGCUCGUCAAAAAGCAGCGGCUGCUGCUGCUGGGGCUUUGAGGGCUAGUCAACACAAUAAUGAUAAUGAUCUCAAUUCCUUUUUCAAGAUGGGUUCUCAUGCCACCACAGCUCCAAGGCCAAGAUAUCCUGAAUUUGAUGCAAAAGCUCAGAAAAGGCAAGGGCCUGAAGCGGCAAAGACAUCUGCUGCAACAUCAUCUAAUAUAAGAAAAGCGUCUUCAACGGCCAAUCUUGUUGAUGAUCUUUCCUCUCUUUUUGGUGGUCCUGCACCAUCCGGAGAAUUCCAGGAAGUUGAAGGUGAAAGUGAAGAAAGAAGAAGAUCCAGACUGGAACGCAAUCAGAGAACGCAAGAAAGAGCGGCCAAAGCACUCGCUGAGAAAAAUCAGCGUGAUCUUCAGACUCUAAAGGAACAGGAAGAGAGACAUAGGAUUGCUGAAACACUGGAUGUUGAGAUAAAGCGCUGGGCUGCUGGAAAAGAGGGUAACUUGCGUGCUCUGCUAUCCACUUUGCAAUAUGUGCUCUGGCCUGAAUGUGGUUGGGAACCUGUUUCUAUGACGGAUUUGAUUGCUGCUGCUUCAGUUAAAAAGGUCUAUAGGAAGGCAACUUUGUGUAUUCAUCCUGACAAGGUGCAGCAAAAAGGUGCCAAUCUUCAGCAGAAAUAUAUUGCUGAGAAGGUUUUUGACCUCCUUAAGGAAGCUUGGAACAAAUUUAAUUCAGAGGAGCUCUUUUGAAUUUUUGAGACAACCUUUCAGCUUCAAGCUAUUUUAAGCAAGCGUACCAUUUCUUUCCUUGGCGGAUACUCCUGGAGGACAAUGAAUGUCUGAGGAAUAUAAUCUUGCCAAUAUUGCACCCAUUUUGAAAUACAGUAUAUUUAAGGAAGUUUACCCUCAGGAGCUGCCAAAACCGUUCUCCUCAUAGCCAAUGAUUUACUCAGGGUUACCAAACAAGUACAUUCACUCAAGGACUAUAAGGAUCUUGGUGAUCCUUAUGUUGUAGGUUACUGAAUGGAAGAUCCUGUGGUCGCGCCUGCAAUGAAUUUCCUCUGCAUUGUCUGAGUGAGGAGGCUCAAACGCAUUGCCUUUUGGAAUCCCCCACCCAGCAAAUAUAAUAGCAUUGUGUAUACAUCUCAUGGAAUUGGAACAUUAACAUCCAUACCAGAUUGCUGGUACACUUGUGAGAGAUUUUUAGCAUGGGUAAAUUGUCGAUAUUCCCCUUUGAGGUUUUUAGCUAGCGAACCCCCUCCACUUUGAAAACAGUGAAAGCAGUCCCUAUGCUUUUGAUAUUGGUGAUAAAAGUCCCUCUGUACCCCUUCCCUUAUGCGGUAGCAUGUGAGAUUGCUACUUCACCAGAUACCUAAGUCCAGUAGAAUUGUUGUCAAAAGUAGGAUGGAGGUCUCACCAAUAUCCAAAGCUUGUGGACUAACUAUACUAAUUUUAGACUAGAGGGGUUGCUGGCUAAAAUUGCGCAAGUAGCGGAGGUGUCUCGACGAUUAAGCCCUCUGUUUUGGUUGUAUUCAGAUUAUUGUCUAUAAGGAAGCUGAAUGGCGACGGGUACUUCCCUUUGAUUA
Syzygium oleosum is the source of this 3657-nucleotide messenger RNA. RefSeq names its product auxilin-related protein 2-like. Gene Ontology annotation, cellular component: vesicle; intracellular membrane-bounded organelle; cytoplasm. NCBI's taxonomy places the organism in Eukaryota, Viridiplantae, Streptophyta, Magnoliopsida, Myrtales, Myrtaceae. The record is from RefSeq and is a predicted model, not a curated record. The coding region runs from base 254 to 2821 and encodes 855 amino acids. Gene Ontology annotation, molecular function: clathrin binding. Gene Ontology annotation, biological process: clathrin coat disassembly; clathrin-dependent endocytosis. The transcript is spliced from 8 exons.